UCGAUGCAGCAUAGAAGUGUGAGAGUGCUCUUUGAGGACAAACAAGUAUGGUGCUACAUGUGAAGCUGUCUUACAAAAAAUCAACUGUUCACAACUGCCCGAAGUGCACCUUCUCCACACGUAACAAGCCAGUGUUUGAUCGCCACCGACAACGUUGUUCCCAUAGCAACAACAAUGUUUAUAAAGCGCUUAUUGCUGAAAAUAACCCAGGUAGAGACACAAUGAAUGUUGUACAGACUACUGCGAGAAAAACAUUCAAAAAUCGUAGUAAGGUGAAUCAAAUUGGUGCAAAACUCGUCCAAAAGGCGAUAUCUCCCAAGAAGCAGAAAGCGUUGCAUACACGCAACUAUAAAUGCCCGGACUGCAAGUUCCACACCCUGAAAUCGAAGGCGUAUCUGUUUCAUCAGGUGAAACUUCAUGGUGCAGCUUUCCAGCAUAUUGUGGGAUGUACACUAUGUGAUUACGCCUCACGAUGGAAGUGCAAAAUCGAGCGCCACCAGGCAUUAAAACACAAAGGUGCGGGAACAUCAAAGACACUUUGGAACUCAUCCAUGGAUGUAGAUCUCUGUUCACUCUCCCCAAGCAGUAGCAAUGCAGAAAACAUAGAUGUACCCUUGGCGCAAAAUGGCGGCAGACGUCGCAAACCUGCCACGGUGAUGCGUGUUGUCAACAAUCCAGAUUCUGAUGAGGACCAUGAAGUUAGUUUCCCGAAUCUUAAAGAAGACAGUGGCGAAAAGAAGAAACCAGAGUCUGCUAUUUUCGAGGAUUUAUCCAUUCCAGGCCAGUCCAAGUUUAAAUGUAAACUUUGUCAUUUAACGAGUCACCAGCAGCUCAUCAUUGAGAGGCACUACCAUUCCAGACAUAACUCCACCAAACAGUUGCAGUGUACCAAGUGUGAUUACACAACCUCAAGCAAGGUGGAUUUUUUCGCCCAUAAAGCCAAACAUUCCAGUGAGAAUAGUAUGCAUUUGCAGUGUAAACAAUCCUCUUUUGGGACAUCAUCGCAAAGUGACGUCACUCAGCAUAUGAUGUCACAUAGAGAUGUUUCCUUGUUGCGAUGUCAGCUAUGUGAGUAUGUGACGGAGGAUUCAGCACACCUCAACGAUCAUGUUGAGAUGUUCCACCUUGAACCAGAAGAUGAAGAGGGAACUGCGGUUAUCACUGCUGAACAGAUGGAGAAGGCCAUGGAGAAGACAUACUAUGAGACACAUGAUACCAACAAACCUAAAUACACUGCUCUCCUUGCAGAGAAUGACCACGUGUGUAAGUUAUGUGGAUACGAUGCCCGCUGUAAUGCAAACCUCAAGAUCCACAUGGUGACACAUUCCAAUGAGCGUGGCUUCCCAUGCAAGCUAUGCCAUCAUAAAUACAAGCGAGCUUCAGAUCUUAACAGACACAUGAAGAAGAAUCAUGGUCUUACAUUGUCAGACUUGAGAAAGACACCACUUUCUGAUAUUCAAACUUCCAGCAAACCAUCCAGCCCUAAUCCUCCUACCAUUUUGAUCUCAGACGACCAGCCUCUGAAUCUCUCUGUAAAGCCAAUUAAAAUGCCACGCUUGGAUAUCCAACCUCGUUCUGAAUCCAAGAUGGCUGCUCUCCCACCCGCUGUUGAGAAUAUCUACGAUCCUGAACAACCUCUUGAUUUAUCAGUGAAGUCAGAACCAAUGGAAAUUGAGAGCAUCGGUGGUCUAGAGCCCAUGAAUUUGAACUGUAACAGCUGCAGUUAUAUCGCUAAAUGGCCAAGUGAUUUGCGACGCCACAUGCUGGUUCAUUCCAUAGAGAAAAGAUUCCAGUGUCCAUAUUGUGACAAACGCUACAAGUACCCAACUGACAUGAACGUACAUAUCAAACGCACCCACAAGAAACCUGGUCUGCAAUAUAGUGAACGAGCACCUUGUGUUAACCGCUCAAAGCCUACACCAGCUGGUGACUAUAGAUGUCAGCUUUGUGACUUCCAAACAACAUUCAAGUCUGCAUUAGAUCGCCAUUACCGAAUCCACACUGGGGAAAAGCCAUUCCACUGUACAUUCUGUAUUUAUGCAUCGUCAUGGCGAGGAGACCUAAAGCGUCAUCUUGAGAAGCAUCACAUGGAGAAACUGCGGGAAUUGGACAUAAAUAGUUUAUUGGAUCCAGUAACACCAUCUAACAUGAGCGAGGUGAACUAUCACACAGGUGAGAGUGAAGCAGAACAGCAUCAACAGUCACCAUCCCAAAAUACAGAUGAUGAAAAACCUGCCACUGCACAAGCACCACCAGUCUUCCCAGGUGACCCUUACCUCCCUUCCAAGACACACACAGCCAAAACGGAGCCUUCUGAUUGGCAGGACACAUCUAGUGAGGCAUCAUGGUCCACAUCUGAGAAACCUGAAACUACGCAGAAUGAGAAAGGAAUCAAAUGCCCACGCUGUCCAUUUAUCGCCCCGGCACAAUCUAAACUUGACUGCCAUCUUGCUGGCCAUGAGAACCUGAAGAGGUACAAGUGCCUGAUAUGUGGUAGAAGGUCCAACUGGAGCUGGGACAUACGCAAACAUAUCAAGCGUGACCACCCAACUGAACUGGAGACCCAGUUCACCCAUCUUACCAUGGAGGAGGCUCAGAAUACCAUUGGCGACUACUUGAAAAAUCAUCCUUUUGGCAAAGUGUCCCCUGUGCGUCUCCGUCAUGCCAAGAUCCCCCAGGUGACCCCAGCUCGUACCAAAGGCAAUGCACUACCCUCCCCUAAAACUGUGGGUUACAUCAAGCCCUACAAAUGCUCCGAGUGUGGAAGGAGAUCUAACUGGAAGUGGGACAUCAAUAAACAUAUAAGGGCAGCACAUUAUGGCACUGAAGCCCACGUCAUUAUCAUGUCUGUCGAGGAUGCAAAAACUCAGCCAAUUCCCCCAAUUUCCACCAAGAGGCAGAUCACAUCUCCAGCUACAAAGUAUGACCCAAACAACCUUAAACCUUUCCAAUGUGGGGGAUGUCCAUAUCGUUCUAACUGGCGCAGUGACAUAGCACGUCAUUUACGUCGUUCACAUGACCUGGAUACCAGUCACAUUAUUGUGCUUGAUGCCCAGACUGCUUCCUCAACCCUAGAAGACUACAAUAAUAUGUUCGCUGGAAAGAAAUUCUCCGAAAAACGUAUCACUAGCUCGGAGCACUUAAGAGGUACUCCAAACAAUACACCACCACCUACCAGAGAAGGGACUCCUUCACCAUUCUCAAGGGAAGGGACACCCUACUCCCAGGAGGGAUCUGUAUACUCAAACCCUCCUGAUAUCACUGGCCAAGACCUUGAUGAUACCACAGAUGAUUCAAAUGGUGCAGUUAACCUAUCAAAAGUCUCAAUGAUGUCUCCAAACUUGCCAAACUCUGGUGAAAAUAUCUCGCCAAGUCUUCCAGCUAAUGCCCAGCAGCAUUUUGAUGAGCAUAUAGAUAAUGCACUCAAGAAGGAAGAGAAUCAACCAAUGGAUUUCACCAGCACAGCCUCAAACACCAAACAAAUGAACAUUCAUGAAGGAGCUCAAAUGGAUACUUUUAUACCAUUUAGUGAUAUACAGAAAUCUCAGACCAGUGGGGGUGUAAAGAGAAAAGUCUGGCGCUGUAGUAAGUGUGACUACCGAAGCCAUAACAAAGUAGACGUCAUGAAGCAUCUCCAGAUACAUGCUAAGGACAAAGCAUACAAGUGCAAACUCUGCACUUAUUCAUCAAACUUUCGUAGUGCUGUGUAUCGUCAUCUUCGCUCUAAACAUCAGGCUAACAACUAUGACCAGAUGAUGGAUUUUGAUGAGACCCUCCAACAGAAUGAAAAUGAAGUGGAAGAGAUCACCGAAGAACAACAUCUUUCCCAGCUACAAACAUCCCAGAAUUCAAUCUCACAGAUGGAUCACGACAGCACGAAUUUGGUGAUUGAUUGUGCAGCAUCCUUUGAUGAUGAAAAACGUCAUCAUUGCACAAUAUGCCCAUAUAAGACAACUAAGCCUGGGAUGCUGCAGCUACACAUGUCAUACCACAAGCCCAGCCCACAGAACAUGUUUAAGUGUUCAUACUGCCCUUAUUAUGUCUCAGUGAAAAGAUUGCUUCAUCAGCAUACAAAGCUCCAUAUGGAGGAUGGUACCAUUGAUGAUGAUGCUCACAUCCCACCAAGCCAUCAAACCGCAUUGGAUCUUGCGACCAAGCAUGAUGAUGAUAACGAUGAUAUGGAUGAACCAGUUAACAAUGGAGAUGGUUUCCAAUGUACUGAUUGCCCAUAUAUAACUCGUAGUAAGAACGACAUUGCUUACCAUAGACAAUUCCAUUCUCCUAAUCCAUCAGCACCAUUCAAGUGUAAUAACUGUGACUACUGGGUCACCAUGAAAAGAUUGCUAGUUCAACAUGGUAAAGUUCAUAGUGAAGAGUACCAGCUGCGUGUGAAAGCUCUCAAAAAUGCCCUAAAUAAACCCACAGAUCCAGCAGCUCUCGAGUCAAUCGAAAUGGCCAAACUGAAACAAACCAUCAUCAAUGCCAAGGUCGCACCCAUUUCCUUACCCCCAGAUAUCAGCCCAAUGGAUGAUCCUUACAAGGCUAGCUCCUCAUUGAUGUCCAAACUGCACCGCUGUGCCAUCUGCCCUUAUAUCAGUCUAAACCACACCAAUUUGAUCCUUCAUGAGAGGGCACAUGGACAACAUAAGGAGGAUGGCUCUAAAUUUGGCUGUCCAUUCUGCGACUUCGCCACUGGAAACAAAACAAUGUUAGCUGUUCAUAUAAAAGUCCACUCCAACCAUUAUAAAGCAGGUAGUAUCAAUGAUGUUGAAGACCUGGAGGGGAAAGGUGCCAUCAGUGAGAACAGAGCUGUCUCUCCCAAAGCAACUGUUGUCUUCAGUGAUCCUGCUAUCUCACCAACAAGAGAGUUACUGGACAGUGGAGGCUUCUAUUUUAAGGUAGAUGAGACCACAGGAGAUACACAUCUGAACAAGGCAAACUUCAAGAAAUUUGUCUGUGAAAAAUGCCCAUAUGCAACUUCCAAGAAACUGUAUUAUGAACGCCACUUGAGUCUACAUGGAUCGAAAUUGAGAUUUGGAUGUGAGUUUUGUGAUUACAGCACACCUACUUUCAGUCAGCUUCAGACGCAUAAGUCCAUCCAUCUGACUCCCAAUGGUAACCUCCUUGCUGCCCAGAGUGUGUCUAACCUCCUCACCCAGCCUGAGAUACCCGCAGAUAUAGCGGCAACUGAGGUCAAUAUGUCUGAUAAAACAGUGAAAGAUGGCAGCCUACAUGACAACUUAGAGCUCUAUGAGAACUCGGAAUCAUUUGAAGAGCCAAAUGCUAGACUAUACAGGUGUAAUUAUUGCCCUUAUAACAGCCAGAGACGCGAUGGUCUGAUUUCGCAUGAAAAGUUCCAUAUAUCAAGAGGCACAUUCAAAUGUCCACAUUGUUCAUUCAGUGUUAACCAGCAACACCUGUUGAACCAACAUAUCAAUAUCCACUUCUCAAACCCAUCACUUGAUGCCAGGGCUGAACAGGUGGAGAACAGUGAACCCACAAAUGAUGAGACCACCCCUGAGUUCAUUGACAUCAAUGAUAUUCCUGUUGAAGAGAGGAAAAGAUGGCAACAUGAUGAGUCCAAAUCCAUGAUGCCUAAAGGGGAAUCAGUGCCUACUACAUCAAAUGCUAAACAUUGGCCUUUGGGGGUUCACAAGAGCUUAUGGAACACAAGAAAACUCACAAGAAUUAAUAAAUGCCAAGAAGUCAUGCCAUAGACUACAUAGUGCAGUGCCAUAUUAAACAAUACAGCAGUGCUUCUAUGAAGAACUAAACAGUGCCAGUACCAGACAGUACCAUAAUAGUACUAAACAGUACCUAAGUUAGAAAGAAGAUGUUUUUGUUAAGGAAACUAGAUACAGUUACAGUGCCUUCAGAAAAUGUAACCAUGGAUACUGAACAGUGCUUCAGUAGAUAUAAACAGUGCCGUAGUGAAAUCAAAACAGUGCCGUAGUGCAUACUAAACAAUACUGGAUCACAGUGGGAACUAUAUACCAUAAUUAUGCAUAAAUAUAUUGAUGGAAAUUAUAUCAGUGUACAACUGCAUACUUAUAUUUAUAUUGGUGCUUAAUGUGGAAAAUGUUGAUACUUUUAAGUUUUCAAGCAUAUUUCUAAUGUCAGAAUGUAAAUGUUCAAAAUGUAAAAGGUGCUAAUGAAAAAGUCAAGAACAAUGAAAUCCUAGAUGUAAAACGAGCAACAGUGAAAUCCUGGAUAAUGAAUAUAUUUUUUGAACUAGGAUUUAGGACAACAGUGCCUUCCUGCAUUAUAUGCAUUGUAAUAUACUGUACAGAUUUACACAUAUUUUAUAAUCAUAUACAUUAUAUAUUAAAUAUCAUGUACAGUGUAGAGUACAUUGAAAUCUUAUACUAAUAUCUAUGCAAAAUGUAAAACCAAGUUGAGGGGAGAAUAUUGUAUGCAUGAAGACUAUACAUUCCCCAGUUAGCACUAUCAAUAAAUAUUAUAUGCAAGAAUUCAAUAUGCAAUAUAGGGGGAGUUACAAAGGGGUAUUUUUCUCAGUCUACUACUCUCAAGUCAGUCAGACUGUCAAUUUCAUCUCUGCUCUUAAGGGAUUAAAGGAGGGAUUCCAGGGACAUUAUAGAAGAAGACCAGUCAGUGUAAGCAUACAGAGUAUGUCUAAAAGGCA
Owenia fusiformis is the source of this 6643-nucleotide messenger RNA. Lineage: Eukaryota; Metazoa; Annelida; Polychaeta; Sabellida; Oweniidae. The record is from the annotation of a GenBank genome assembly.